This is a messenger RNA of Seminavis robusta, 5325 nucleotides long. NCBI's taxonomy places the organism in Eukaryota, Bacillariophyta, Bacillariophyceae, Naviculales, Naviculaceae. The record is from the annotation of a GenBank genome assembly.
UUUCGCAAGGCCUUGAACAAAUGGCGGGUGCCACAAAUGUCAUGACGAAGGACAACAGCUGAGCUCGGGCAUGAUAAAGAAGUAAAACGCAUCAAGCCUCAAACAGUGAAGGAAGAAACGCCAACAAAGUGUGACCGUUUUCGGCUGUGGACUUCUUUGGUUUGAGAGAAGGCGCACAAGUUGUGCAUUGGUACCGGUAGUUUUGUUUGGAAGUCACAACAACAAUGGCCCCUUCUUCCGCCAACAAUGCUUCUGGACUCCUGGUCUCGGCCGGCCUCUUUCUGACAACAGCAUUGGCGUCUCAAUGGUUGCAGCAUCACAUGAAGAAACAGCAGCAGCAGCAAGGUCAAGAAGAAGAGGAGAUUAGUGACAUUGACGAUGAAAGCAGUCAAGAGCGGCUUCACAGACGAAAGCUUCAACGCCAGCGAAUGAGACGACACAGAGAGCAGCAGCAAAAAAAUCUUCAUCACAGCCCACAACGACACAUUCAAUGGAAGAAUCCUCAUAAAGCAGAUGACCACAUCGGCGAUGAGGAGAGGGAUGAGGGCUAUUUAGAAGACGACGAACCUAUCAGCAGCGACGCCCGACCAGUUGAUGUCGGCGCUGCUGUACCAGGGGACUACUACAAGCUACGGCGACUGGAGGAUCGCUUGAGCUUUGAAAAUUUGAGAGAACUAGAGCAAGCUGGAGGAUCACCACCUCCUCAAGCGGAUUUUGUCUAUCCGCAACAGCAACAAUCGACUUCCUUUUCCGAGAACAGCAACCAUCAGCGCCCAACAUUUGCUCCUCUUCCCGAUUCUGCUUCCCCUCUUCGUAAAACAACCAAAUUUCACCACCAUCGACAUCAUCACCAUCACCGAAGGCCCCGUCAUCGUGAGUCUGCUGUUGAUAGAGAGGAUGAUUAUGAUUUCCUGCCAAAAAACAGCAAUUGGAGCCACUUCGAGAAGUACAAUGAAGAUGAUGUGAAGAAUGGUGUCGUGAUCCCCGGGUCAGAGCGACACUCCCAUCAUUUUCAGCCUUUUUCCAGUGGAUAUGACCAUGACGGGUACGCCUCCCAUGAGACCUUGAACGACGAAAGUGACCCUACAAACACACACGAAAUGAAAGAGACAUCUCCCAUGUUGGGAGAAGGAUCUGAGUCGUCGGGCUCGUCCUCAGAAGAGCCUCAGUUUGUUUGGACGGAAGCGGUUCGAAGACCAAAGAGGGCCACCUCAGCUAGAUCUGAACCCACUCCUGGGCCCGUGCCUGGGCGAGGCAACUCGGAGCGUGUUGUCACUAGCGGCAGCCAAACCACGUUGCAAAUGGGAAACACUUCUCCCCCAUCACCAUCGGCAGUGCCACCUCCUCCUGGUUCCACUGGUACUGGGCUUAACCGUCAACGUUCGAUAUCGGCAGAGAGUGCUAUCAGUGGCUGCAGCGAAAUUUCUGCUACAUCCAACGAUAAUGUUCCUCGCCACCAUGCCAGUGGUGAUGACAUGGUGACCAGUAGUCAUCGAUCCGCGAGAGCUCAAUAUAAUGCCAAGAUUAUGCCCAACAAGGUUGUCAUGGUGCGACAUGGGCAGAGCAUGGGUAACGUCGAUGAAGGGUUGUACUCGACAACGCCUGACAAUGCCAUGCCUUUGACCAAGCUAGGCUGGGAACAAGCGCGAAAGGCAGGUCAACACUUGAAAAACCAUGUCCUGGGCAAAUCGGAAACCGUUCACUUUAUAGUCUCGCCCUAUGCACGAACAGUGGAGACGUUUCAUGGCAUUGUAUCGGCAUGGUGCGAUCCUGAUUCCCCCGAGUUUGCCUCUAUCCCUGAUCGAGAAAUGCGCCUCAAGGCGUGGUAUGCUAAACUGAUGGAACAGGGUCUGACAUGGCAUGAGGAUCCGCGCAUUCGGGAGCAAGAUUUUGGGAACUAUCAGGAUCCUGACCUCAUACGCAAAGCGAAGCGGGAUCGACACCGCUUUGGAGUAUUCUACUAUCGUUUUGCACACGGAGAGUCGGCCUCGGACGUGUUCGAUCGAGUCAGUACCUUCUUGGAUAGUCUUUGGAGGAGCUUUGAUAUGGGACGAAGUCAGAACUACGUGCUGGUAACACAUGGAAUCUCCAUUAGAGUCCUUCUGGCGCGAUACUUUCGCUACACAAUUCACCAGUUCAACAUGCUGAGCAAUCCACGGAACUGCGAAAUGGUGGCUAUGGGGCAUGAUGGACACGGUCGCCUUCGUCUUCAAGGUCGAUACCAACUCCACUUGAAAGAACGCCCGGUCGCAAAGAACAAUGACAUCAUGAGCAAUGGUGAAAAGACCCAGGAACAGGAGAGCGACAAGGACAAGAAAAACGAAGGUGGUGCUGACCCUCCAGAGAGUGAGUGGGAGGUGGACGAGUACAAGUUCUACAAACGAUUGCGCAUCCUGCCCUGUGGAGCCAUCAGAAAGGUCCCCAUUCGAAUCUCCUACAGCGACAGAGCAGAACUGUCCUAACUCCCCGAGUGCGCGGCACUGUUCUCAUGUUGAGCAGAAAUAUUAUAACCAACCUUUCAAAUGCUAGAAGCAACGCAACCGAGGGCGCAUCCAGCAAGCUAGCUGCCAAGAAACAUAUGCUAGUAGAGAAGGCAGCAAAUUCAACCGCUACGAUUGUUGACCAAAAUGCUAUACAAAACUGCCAUAAACACAUACUAGACAAGACAUGUAUGGUGCCCUCCUUAUACAUCACAAAGCCGCACAUUCUUUUUUUGAAAUUGGAGUUGAGUGUAGGGUACUCACGAUUGGUUCAACCAAUCGAGAUCCUCUUUUUUCUUUUCGUACUCUUCCCACGCAUCCGAGGUAAUAUCCCACAGCAUUUUGCAUACAAAUGAUUGAUCUUCACUCAGGUCACGUGGUAACUUGUCUAUGGGAUGUGGAGAGGGGGUGUUAGAAGCAUGUUGCCACCAUGAUGGGUGUGGUACACAAUUAAUUUUAUCAACGUACCGGGAUGAAGGAAGAAACGGAGCUUCUUCACUGCCUUGGCCAAUUUGUUUUCGUCUGGACGGCCCUCUUCUGAGAGACUUUCCAUAGAUACAGUCUUCCACUUUUUGAAAUAAUCAUGGCCGGGCACUCCCUUGGUUGGCGGGAAAACGGAGUGAAUUGUCGUCAGCAAGACGUCGAUUGUGCGCAGCAUCUGCAUAUUAGGUGGUUGCAAAGCCCACUGAGUCAAGAUGUGGUGUUUAAGGGCAGUGAUAGAUUCUGCACCGGAAUCAUCCAUCUGCUUGGCCCACUUUUGGUUGACUUGUGAAUUGCCGGCUGGUGGUGGACCUCCGGGUCUAGGUUGUGCCCCUGGCUGUGCGUGAGGGUGAUGCCCUGGAGGCGGAGUUUGAUGGCCUGGAAAGUGAUGCGCAUGCGCAUGGGCCUGUUGCUGUUGUUGGUGCCAUUGCUGCUGCUGCCAUUGCUGGCGCUGCUGUUGUUGUUGCUGCUGAUGCCAUUGCUGCUGUUGCUGGGCAUAUGCCUGCUGCUGGGCAUAGUAUUGCUGUUGCCGACGUUGUUCCUCUUCCCAUUUUUGUCGAGCUGCCUGCUGUGCUUGCUGCUGACGGAGAGCUUCUUGUUGACGUAGGUAUUCUGCACGACGGCGUUGUUCCUCAGCGGCCUUUGCCUGUGCAGCCAUUCGCUGUCGUUCGGCUUCGAUUCUUUCUUCUGCUGCGAGUCUCGCCGCUGCUUCUUCGUCCAUUUUCAUCUGCCUGGCACGGGUCGCUGCUCGCUCCGACAUGUCUUCAUCAAAAGGAUUUGCUGAUUCCUCGGCGGGUGGCGUUGGUUUUUGUGCUGACGGCGGUGGAGGUGCCGUUGGGUGCGGGGUUGGUGUGGUUCGUCCGUUUUGUUGUUGCUGCUGCUGUUGAAUUUUGGCCACGACAGCCUCCAACUCGCCACGCUCCAUGCCAGCAGUAUUCACGCCAUGACCGUGGGCAAUGGCUCGCAAUUCCUUAACCGAUAUUUUAGUACGCCCUGCCUUGGGUUGGGUAGGAGGCUUUUGUUGCUGUGGUGGUGGCGGCUGUUGUUUCUGCGGUUGUUGUUGGGGCGGUGAUUCUGCUUUCUUUUCAUCUUCACCAGUGUAACCGGGAUAGUGUUUAGUUCUCUUGCUGGCACCCUGUAGGUCCCCAGCCUUGGGAGGUGGCACUCCGUUCAUAAUUGCUUCGCGCGUCAGACGCAGUGUGGAAACCCAAUUCUUUGCGGCGUCGGCCUGGUUUGGUGUACGAAACACAAAUUCAUCGCUGAGGUUGUAGACCUGAAUAACAAACCGAUGAUCCGUAGAAAAAUCAACAUAGUUGACAUCUUGCAUUCCCUUGACGGGGAUCUGAUGCAGGGCUUCAAGACCCGAUUGUCCAGUCGUUGGAUUGACCGUUUCACGCUGCACCCAAAGAGUAGUUUCUUCUCCAGGUUUUCGCCCCGCCACUAAACUAACAAGGACUUCUUUCCACACAAAUCUCAUUUUGGAACGGCGCUGUUGUUCCAGCCAGCCAUUGGCAAUCAGAGUGGAAUUUGGAUUGACAGGACGCUGAAAGGGAGGUCUGUGUUGAUUUGGCGCUGACGCUUGUGCAGCUGCGGAUGUCGAUGUUCUACCACCACUACCGUGUUCCUCCCAUUCGUCGCCCAAUUCCGAGCCAAGUUCAUUUUUGACGCGCAGUGCAUUCUUGGCCGAUGUGGCCUUUUUGGCGGCUUCUGUUCGUGCCGUGUGGGCAAUUUGAGUGACUUCUUCUCCAAAAACCUUGACAUUCUUCUUGAGAGAAUCAAUAAAAUUGACACUCUUUUCUUUGGACAGUGCGUGCUCAUCUUGCCGUACCGGACGUGCAGCAGCCGUGGGUGCUGCCGAAGGUGCCGGAAUAUGCUUUGUCGUUGUGGUAGUAGUCACCUUGCGGGCGCUGGGUGCUUUUUGGGUACUCGCUGGUGGAUCUGGAGCUACUGUUGCAACAGUCGGUUUGGCUGUUGGAGCUGGUGCUGUUUCCUCCGAGGGAGUGGGUGAUACCGAUGCUGCAGCAGAAGCAACAGAAGAAUCCGAGACCUUGCCACCACCGUGAGCGGACACGUAUUCUGUGAGUUCUCGAAACAUUUUCUGAAAGGUCUUUUGCUCCAUUUCAUUUUGCUCCACCAAUGCCGCACAGUCUCGAAGUAAAUCCGCCAAUUCAAACCGCUUUUGUCGGCUAAAUGGCGCAUCGCUAUUGCCACCACCGCUACUGCGUCUUUCCGCUCGGUUGGGAACGGCUUGUUCUUCCGCCGCCAUGGUUGUUGUUUUUUUUAAUUUUGAAGGUUCAACGGCAGCGUGUAGUGUCACACCGUCGAAAACUACCAAAUAUAAUAGAUGCACUUGCUUGAUACAGGA